Molecule: messenger RNA, 114 nt
Organism: Rodentolepis nana
Lineage: Eukaryota; Metazoa; Platyhelminthes; Cestoda; Cyclophyllidea; Hymenolepididae
Source: the annotation of a GenBank genome assembly
GGUGCAGUCGGUUUGGGUCUCAUCGGAACUGUACUUGGCGGUGUCACCCUUGGUGUUAUUGGUGCUGCUGCAGCCUAUGGAAUACAAAAAAGCAGGGAGAAAAGGGAUCAUUAA